AUGUUCUAUGUCCAGCACAGAGUAGGCGCACAAGCGAAUGUCCUAGUCUCGGCGCACUACGCCCCUACCACGUCCACCUGCCAUGACCACUUGUCGAAAGAGGCCGUCUACUCGGCCAUCCGAUCAAUUAUCACAGUUUACCCAGAACUCAGCCUCAUUGGGGUUCCUGAACUGUUAACAGAAACGGGGCACCAUGCCCUCCUUCUCGCAGCACUACACGAGAUUGAUCUUGGAACAUGUGUCGAGUUCCUAGAUGAUGAGGCGCCCGUGGCCAGGCCAGAAGUCAUCGAGCGUCUCCACAACCACUGGGACUGGACCGAUGAGCAAUUCAAUCCUCGAAAGCCGUGGUGGAGGGUGGUUAUCCUUGGCAGGCGGGAGGUGGUUUUCAUCUUUCACCACCUCAUCUGCGAUGGUCGCUUCGGUUACAUUUUCCACCGCCAAUUUCUCACCGCAAUCAAUUCAUUCAACGAACAAAACAAGCCCUGUUCACGCAUCAUCAAGAUAGACCCUGAGCGGGUUAAAUUGAGCAGAGAGAUGGAGGAAUUUUGGAAUGGCAGCACAUCCGUGUUGCGGUUAAUUCACAUCUCCUUUAUGUUUCUUCUCCUUCGACUCUUCUUUGGAAGGAGACUUCUCUUUACCGGCCUGCCCAAGCCGAAAUCACACGCAAAGUCCGCCAUAGCCGACGCCGGCCCUGAGCACCGCACUAAGACGCGUAUCGCCACCCUCCGCAUCACCGCCUCCAGGAUGCGCCGUAUUCUUGCCGUCUGUCGUGAACACAAUACGACCUUUACGCCCCUCAUUAUCGUCAUCACUCUGUGCACUCUUGCCUGCGAUUAUUAUCCUAAAGCUAAGAUAGGCAUCUCAAAUUGUGCCCUCGACAUGCGGUCGCUCUAUCCUUGUGGGAUGGAGUCUAUAACAUCUGGCAAGUUCCUUCAACACAGUAGCGGUACCAGCAAGUUCACCUGGUUGGACAGGUAUCGUCGCGUCUUUCACCCAAGGCCGAGCGAUAAGGCACAUAGCAAGGCAGGCGGCAAGAUAACCAAUGUGGAUGUUGACGGGGCCUGGGAGUUGGUCCGAGAAUACCGUGUUUCCAUAAAUAAGGCGUUUGAGGGGAACCAACCACCGUUAGUCGUACCGUUCCGUGCUGCCAAUGCAGUCUCAGAUGAUCUAGAUGGCAUGUUGAGCUCUAACUUCCCGGCUUUGGGUCUUCAUCUGAAUAAUUCCAUCCAGGUCUCAAACCUUGGUGCCUUCUCAACCGGGGACCAGGGCGGGCGCUGGAAGAUUGAAGAUAUAAGUUUCUCAGCUUCUGCUGUCAAUGGUAACAUUAGCUAUAACAUUGCGUUUAAUGUGGCCGGCGUGGAGGGGGGCGAUACGGUUAUUUGUGCGUCUUAUGAGGACGGAAUCCUAGAAAAAGAAAUGGUAUCUGGGAUUUUAGAGGCGGCCUUAGAAAAGAUAGAAGCUAUCAUAUAG
This is a messenger RNA of Ilyonectria robusta, 1470 nucleotides long. Its product is annotated as alcohol acetyltransferase. The transcript has a single exon. Lineage: Eukaryota; Fungi; Ascomycota; Sordariomycetes; Hypocreales; Nectriaceae. Gene Ontology annotation, molecular function: N-acetyltransferase activity. Bases 1 to 1470 code for a protein of 489 amino acids. The record is from RefSeq and is a predicted model, not a curated record.